AUGCUCAGUGCGGCGGGCCCGGCGCUGGUGGACGGCAAGAUGAUUAUGGCGCUAAGUAAAACGUUUGGCCAGAAGCCGGUGAAAUUUCAAUUGGAGGAAGAUGGGGAGUUCUACAUGAUCGGCUCCGAGGUGGGGAAUUACCUGCGCAUGUUUAGGGGCUCACUGUACAAAAGGUACCCUUCUCUUUGGAGACGCUUGGCCACUGUUGAAGAAAGGAAGAAGAUUGUAGCCUCCUCACAUGGGAAGAAAUAUCAUGGAUACACAACUUUAGCUACUAGUGUUACUCUACUGAAAGCUUCAGAAGUUGAAGAGAUCUUAGAUGGGAAUGAUGAGAAAUACAAAGCUGUUUCCAUUAGCACAGAGCCUCCAACCUACCUCAGGGAACAAAAAGCAAAGAGAAACAGCCAGUGGGUUCCAACACUGCCCAACAGCUCCCAUCACUUAGAUGCUGUGCCCUGUUCGACUACUAUUAACAGAAAUCGCUUGGGUCGUGACAAGAAAAGAACUUUCCCUCUUUGUUUUGAUGACCAUGAUCCAGCUGUUAUUCAUGAAAAUGCUUCUCAGCCAGAAGUACUAGUUCCUAUCAGGUUGGACAUGGAGAUAGAUGGACAGAAGUUACGAGAUGCCUUUACCUGGAACAUGAAUGAGAAGUUAAUGACUCCUGAAAUGUUUGCAGAGAUCCUCUGUGAUGAUUUAGACCUUAACCCCCUUGCUUUUGUACCGGCUAUUGCUUCAGCGAUCCGUCAGCAGAUAGAAUCUUAUCCCACUGACAGCAUACUUGAGGAUCAGUCCGAUCAGAGAGUCAUUAUCAAGCUGAAUAUCCACGUUGGGAACAUUUCUUUGGUGGACCAGUUUGAAUGGGACAUGUCGGAGAAGGAGAAUUCACCAGAGAAGUUUGCACUGAAAUUAUGUUCUGAGCUUGGUUUGGGCGGGGAAUUUGUCACCACUAUCGCAUACAGCAUCCGCGGGCAGCUCAGCUGGCACCAGAAGACAUACGCAUUCAGUGAAAACCCCUUGCCAACUGUGGAGAUUGCCAUCCGAAAUACAGGUGAUGCAGACCAGUGGUGCCCACUUCUGGAGACCCUUACAGAUGCUGAAAUGGAAAAGAAGAUCCGUGACCAGGACAGAAACACCAGGUGCCACCGUCGUUUCAUACGAUUUUCCUUCCGGGCUUCUCGUCGGGGUAGAAUAUAG
This is a messenger RNA of Staurois parvus, 1194 nucleotides long. Lineage: Eukaryota; Metazoa; Chordata; Amphibia; Anura; Ranidae. The record is from the annotation of a GenBank genome assembly.